AUGAAUUUACAGGAGACUUUUGAUAAUUCUAUAAAUUUAAAUAGGGAAAGUGUAAAUGGAAUAGAAUUACACAAUAUAAAUAUUCCAAUACUAGGAGCAAAAACUCCUGAUCUUAAUGAUACUGCUAAUCCUAAUAAGUGUUAUAUAUUAGCUAUGGGAGGAGGAUUUAGUAGAGGAGCAUGGCAAGCAGGCGCAGUCCAUGGAUUAGCUAGAUAUUAUCACGAUAAUAAAAAACCACUAAGAUGGGAUAUAAUUACUGGAGUUGGUGUAGGAGCAAUAAAUGGGAUGUUCUCUCAGUAUUCAGAUGCAGGAGAUGAGUUAGAAUGGACAUAUGAAAUAGCAUCUUUAUGGCCUAAAAUAUCUAAAGAUGUAGUUGCAAAAUGUGACUAUCCUUUUUCAAAAAUCAUAAAAAGAUGGAUUACUGAUUACAUAAAAAAUCGUGGCAAAGAUAAAUUUUCAUUUAUUUGUAAUACAAGACCAUUAAAAAAAUUAAUAAAUAUUUUAUUUAGUGAAAGAAAACGAAAAUCAAAUAGAGGCUUUACAAUUAGUACUUUUAAAUAUUCAGAUUAUUCCCAUGUAGUAUUUACAGACGAAACAACAGAUCAAAAAGUUGUGGAAGGUGCUCUAUUGGCAACUAUUUCAUAUCCAUUGGGAUUUCCUUUUGUAAAUAUCUCUUCAAUGGGACUUUUUGCAACUGGUGGUUUUUUUGGAUUAAUAGAUAUAGAGUCUGGAAUCCGUAGAUGUAUUCAAAUGGGAAAAGCUAAAACAACUGCUGAUGUAGUUAUAGAUUUUAUAGCUGCUGAUGAUGAAAAAUUAUUACAUACAGAUCUACAAAUGACUGAAGAGGUUGCUAACAAAACAAGUAUAUUAAAAAUUGUUCGUCAAGUUUUUAAAUCUUUAAUUAUUACAAGGAGAUCAAGCAGUACAAUAUAUAAAUCACUCCAAAAUUUCCCAGAUAUAACACCUAGGCACUUCUUAUAUCCUACAAAUACUAGAAAUAUAUUGGGAAAAGCUCCUUACUUAUGGAACCAUGAAAAAUUUAAAGAUAUUGUUGAACAAGGAUUUUUUCAUGCAUAUGAAUCUCCAUUAUUAUUUCAGGAUAUACAAAAUAAUUGGACUAUACCAAAUUCAACUUUAUCUGUACCUCCAGAAAAAAAUUCACCAUCUUUAUUAUAUGAUAUAACACCUUUGUCUGGUAAAUCAUGUAGUCAGAAAUCUUGUGAAUUAUUAUCAUUUGAAGAUAGAAUUAAAAAUAUUUUGGAAUGUUCUGCUUAUAAGUUCUUCUAUUUAAAAAUAUGGACAAAUUCUGAUAUAAAAUUUAUAACUCGAUCAAUAUCACAUAAGAAAACAAUGGAACAUUGUCAAUAUAUUCUUAAAUAUAUUUUAGCAGCUAAAAAUUUUUAUCAUGAAGAUUUAGAUCAUGCAUGUAUAUAUAUUUUAUGUUCUGAGGAUAAUAUAUUUAAAAUCCUAGUGGAUACCAAUGAAAUUGAAAACCCUAAACAAACAUCAGAAUCUUCAGAUUCCUGUUUAAAAAGCUUAGAUAAAUUGGAAUUAUUUUUUGAUUUUAAUAUUCAACAUAUAAGUAACAGACUAAAGGAAAUUCAAUAUUUUGAUACCUGUAUUAAAUUAAGAAAUAAUGGAUCAAAAAGUCUUGAGAAAUUAAGAAAAGAUUUCCAAAUGGAUUAUCAGUUUAUUUUAAAUUAUAUUGCUCACAUUAAAGAUUUCAGAAAAUAUAUUGAAGACUAUCCAAAUGACUUAUGUGAUCAAAUUAAAUUACCACUUGACAGGAUAUUGAAACAAAAAGGUAUCUAUAGCAGGCAAUUAACAAAUAUUACAUCAAGAUUAUCCAUAAAUAUUACUCAGAAAGCUCUAGUAAUUAGAGAAAAACAAGAUCAUAUUAUUUUAGAAGUUUAUAUUUUAUUAUUGCAGCUUAUAACUGAGACAUUUCAUAGAUUACUUGAAAUAACUUCUGCAAGAAGAAUUGAAAUUUCUAAGCUUGCAUAA
Cryptosporidium muris RN66 is the source of this 2004-nucleotide messenger RNA. RefSeq lists its product as uncharacterized. The record is from RefSeq and is a predicted model, not a curated record. The transcript has a single exon. Lineage: Eukaryota; Apicomplexa; Conoidasida; Eucoccidiorida; Cryptosporidiidae. Gene Ontology annotation, biological process: lipid metabolic process. The coding region runs from base 1 to 2004 and encodes 667 amino acids.